AUGGCGUACUCAGAGUUGGCCUCCAUCGAACUCGGUUUUUUAAGAACGAGCUUCAAGAGCCCUCCACUUACAUCAAACCCGAAUCGGGGGAUUCGGGUGUGCAAAAUCAAUAUCACAAGCGCCGGGUCUUUAGAUGUUUCUCAUUGCGCACUCUCGGCCCCGGAAAGCCUAGAAUCACAUCCAGAUGUGACUACUCAAAUAUUUGUUAUCGAAGGCAGCGAGCGCGAGGACCUAAAACUUGCUUUGGGGCCCUGGACUCAACUUGAUAAGGAACUUUGGCAUCCUUUUCUCACCGCCCAUUGUAGCAAAGGCGAAGAUAUGAUUCAAGCGCUCGAGCGAGAGAAUGAAAAUGUGUUUUCUCUGGACUGGAAGAGAUUGGUGGCUCAGUCGAAAGAUCAACAUGAGAUCGAAUAUAGGAUAUUAUCUGGGAAACCUUACGAUCUGAAUACUUACCGCGAUCCGAUGGAUCUCAGUCUUAACCACAAGAGGUAUGGACAUUGGCCUGACAGCCCUUAUCGAGAAUACGUUUUUAUUUCGCCGUCUGAGGAUGAUAAAUUUCUAUAUCAUGCUGCGAAAGAGCGUAUAUCACUGUGCUUUGGGAACCUUGGAGGGCUACCUACAGGUAUCCUGCUUUUUGACCCGAUACGCUAUCACAAUAUUUCCACUGGAACAUACCAAUUCCGUAGCGGCAACUACGAUUGGUCCGAGGAACUGGUGCCUUGUUUUCUUGAUCCAACUACUAUUCAAGGACAACUCCUAAAACAGUCCAAGAGACCUUCUUAUGCAAACCGAAAUAUGAUAUUUGAUCAUACCGAGACCUCCAAUAACGACCAUGACCUACGCCUUAAGAAAUUUUUAGAUAUCUUAGAAACCCUGGGUAAGGAAUCUAUUGACAAAAAUCCACAAUAUCUAGUCGAAAGGGCCCUUAUACAACUAGCCUGUAAAGACCUAAGGCAAAUUCUGGAGAAAGUUAGUUAUAUGCUUGACACGAUCGAGCUAUCCCUUCAUGAUGAUACCGUCCUACAAGAUUCCUUAUCCAUGUGGAGAUAUCAACUGGGCGCCUGUCGCAAUAUGCUAUUCCACGAAAAUAUAUCUUUACGUCGCUUACAAGGUAAUAUCAAAUCGAAAGUCGGAAAUAGAUCAAACCAAACAUCUUCUUCGAGCAGAACCAACCCCGGUAACCUUGGGUACCAAAAGGAUAUGAUUAAACUCUUGGAAGAACUCCGAGAACUCACCAUUGCCGUCGAAUACACGCACAAGCGUGUUGAGAGUGACUUUCAAGCGCUCAUGUCGAGUAUGAGCAUAGUUGAAAGCAGACGCGCCAUCUCCGAGACUGAAGUAGUUUCGAAACUAACACAACUGGCAUUCUUUUUUAUCCCGCUAAGUCUUGUGGCGGCGAUAUUCGGUAUGAACAUAAAUGAAUUCGAAAACAAACUGACAUGGUGGCACUGGCUGGCCGUAUCCGUCUCCUCCAGCUCUUUGACUUACAUCCUACUCUACUGGUCCAAAAUGACAAACCGCUUCCAACAACUUUCCAACCUAAUGAGCACUUUAAGCCUCAACCGCAUCAGAAAGAGCACGAUUCGGUGGAUGCUCGUGGCCGAAUCUAUAGUCAAGAAAUGGCCGGUUAUAUUCAAAUUACUAGUCCUACUCGUCUCUUUAGCCGCCGCGGCUAUCGCGACGUUUGUAGUGGCGAGUCGAGACACUUUCUCAAUCGUAGUGAGGGUUUUGAUCUGUACAGUUGCUUUUUGGACACCUGUAUUGGCUUUCGGCUACUGGUGGGUAUCUGUCAGCUUUUUUAAGCUUCCGUUAUUCUCCAGGCUUAUGAUGCGAGUUUCACUAUGA
This is a messenger RNA of Orbilia oligospora ATCC 24927, 1845 nucleotides long. RefSeq lists its product as uncharacterized. Lineage: Eukaryota; Fungi; Ascomycota; Orbiliomycetes; Orbiliales; Orbiliaceae. The record is from RefSeq and is a predicted model, not a curated record. The transcript has 3 exons. Gene Ontology annotation, cellular component: membrane. Bases 1 to 1845 code for a protein of 614 amino acids. Gene Ontology annotation, molecular function: metal ion transmembrane transporter activity. Gene Ontology annotation, biological process: transmembrane transport; metal ion transport.